AUGUAUGAGCUGAAGAUGAAGGGAGGGCAAUUCUGUAAUAACAGCAGCAGCCGAUGGGGUGACGACGGAGAUUUAAUGGCGGCGGCGGCGGGAUAUUUGUGGCCUCCGAGGUCUUACACCUGCACUUUCUGCAGGAGGGAAUUCAGAUCCGCCCAAGCCCUCGGCGGCCACAUGAACGUCCACCGCCGCGACAGGGCCGCCAGGUUGCGCCGCUCUCCGCCGCCGCCGCAGCCGUCGAGGGGAUCUUUCUCCGCCGCCGCCGGCGCAGGUUGUACUAACCCUAACCCUAACCCUAAUCCUAACGUUAACCCUAAGGCUAGGUUUGUGUCGAAUCCGAGCCCGACGCUGUCGUCUCUCUUGACAAAACUUCCUCAGUUCGCCGCCAAAUUGUCUCCGCCGCCGCGAGAGGAUGAGGUACGGAAAUGGUGCAGGGAUUCCGGGCCGGGCCAGGGAAGCAGGAACGGGCUUGUGACGAAAGAUUUGGUGUGGAAAGAAGGUUUUGGUAAUUGUGAGAAAGAAUUUAGGUUUUGUAAUGAGAUUGUCAGGUUGGAUUUGGAGAUUAAUAAUUCUGAAUCCAAACACGAUUUGGAUUUGGAUUUAGAGCUUCGGCUCGGACAGUACUGUUAG
This is a messenger RNA of Andrographis paniculata, 627 nucleotides long. RefSeq names its product transcriptional regulator SUPERMAN-like. NCBI's taxonomy places the organism in Eukaryota, Viridiplantae, Streptophyta, Magnoliopsida, Lamiales, Acanthaceae. The transcript has a single exon. The record is from RefSeq and is a predicted model, not a curated record. The coding region runs from base 1 to 627 and encodes 208 amino acids.